Messenger RNA from Mycetomoellerius zeteki, 2649 nucleotides. RefSeq names its product S-adenosylmethionine Synthetase (gene Sam-S). The record is from RefSeq and is a predicted model, not a curated record. Gene Ontology annotation, molecular function: ATP binding; methionine adenosyltransferase activity. Gene Ontology annotation, biological process: S-adenosylmethionine biosynthetic process. Bases 614 to 1828 code for a protein of 404 amino acids. The transcript has 11 exons. Lineage: Eukaryota; Metazoa; Arthropoda; Insecta; Hymenoptera; Formicidae.
UCUGAAUAUUGUGCUCGAGUAUCGCAUCUUUGUUGCUCUUUUUUAUAUCCUGUGCGAAUUAGAUUUCCGGCUGUGUCAGAAAAACGCGACGACGCGACGUUACAAUAGACGCGGAAUUCAGCAUUUCUCGUGUUGGGACUCAAAGAUAGCAACUUAGAAUCACGUGAUAAACACUUGACCAGUAUUAUCGGAGCACGUGGAGUUGACGAGGGCGAAUAGUAAUUGUCAAGACAAACGCGACAAGACUUCGUUCGAUUCAAUUUUCGCGCCGAGCGUACUGUAGCGUCACGUGACUACAGUAACCGACCAAUCAUACAGCCAGACGGACGGAGGUAAACCGAGAAACGCGGCUCGCUCGAUUGUACUACACCGACCACGCGGACGGUAACUCGAAGCAGAGCGCGCGUAAACGCGAAGAGGAAACGACGACAACGACGACGACGACGAGGAGGAGAAGGCACGUGGAGAGAAGCUCGCCCGCAGUGCAGACGGCCAUAUACGUUGAAAAGACUCAACGAGGGUGGGCGAUACACCCAGAACGAAUCUGAGUAACGAAUACCAGCUACGAGGCGACGCGGCGACUACGGCGGCGACGACACCGAAACGUAGAAAGAUGCCGGAGACCGCACACCAUAUGAACGGCUACGCGAAUGGCCAUGCGCCGCCUGAGCUCCAGCAGGACACCGCGUUCCUGUUCACCUCGGAGUCUGUCGGCGAGGGACACCCGGAUAAAAUGUGUGAUCAAAUAAGCGACGCCAUUUUGGAUGCACACCUGAAACAAGAUCCCGACGCUAAAGUAGCAUGCGAAACUGUAACAAAAACUGGGAUGAUAUUAUUAUGCGGAGAGAUUACAUCAAAGGCUGUAGUGGAUUAUCAGAAGAUCGUUCGUGAUACAGUAAAACACAUCGGCUACGAUGACUCUUCAAAAGGUUUUGACUACAAGCUGUGCAAUGUUCUGUUGGCACUCGACGCUCAGUCACCAAAUAUCGCAGCAGGCGUUCAUGAAAACCGUAGCGACGAGGAAGUGGGAGCAGGAGAUCAGGGUCUAAUGUUUGGAUACGCAACUGAUGAAACGGAUGAAUGUAUGCCACUAACGGUCGUGUUGGCGCAUAAAUUGAAUCAGAAAAUCGCCGAGCUAAGACGAAGUGGCGAACUGUGGUGGGCUCGUCCAGAUUCAAAAACACAGGUAACCUGUGAAUACAUCAUGGACCAUGGAACCUGCGUACCUAUAAGAGUCCAUACUGUUGUCGUGUCACUACAACAUAGUGAAAAAAUUAGUCUAGAUGAGUUACGUAAGGCGGUCAUGGAGAAAGUCAUUAAAGAAGUGAUUCCAGCGAGAUAUUUGGAUGAAAGAACAGUCUUCCAUGUGAAUCCUUGCGGGCUUUUCAUUAUUGGUGGACCACAGAGUGACGCUGGUCUUACUGGUCGAAAAAUCAUCGUAGAUACGUAUGGCGGUUGGGGAGCGCAUGGUGGUGGUGCAUUUUCCGGUAAAGAUUUUACGAAGGUGGAUAGAUCAGCUGCAUAUGCUGCAAGAUGGGUUGCCAAAUCCUUGGUGAAAGCUGGUCUUUGCAGACGUUGCCUCGUACAGGUUUCCUAUGCCAUUGGAGUAGCGGAACCAUUGUCUAUCACAGUUUUCGAUUAUGGCACAUCCACACGUUCACAAAACGAGCUCUUAGACAUAGUGCACAAGAACUUCGAUUUGCGGCCCGGAAAAAUCGUCAAAGAGCUGAACCUUCGCAAUCCUAUUUAUCAACAAACCAGUACAUACGGUCACUUUGGACGAGACGGUUUCACAUGGGAGCAACCAAAAAAGCUGGUUUUCGAUUGAUGAGAGGAUGGAUUUUAAAUUGGUUUUUGGCGUUUUUCGGUUUUAGAUAUUUGAUAGAACAUCUGUUUCUCGUUCUCUAAUUCUAUCUCCCUCUCUACCUUUUUCUCGGAGAAAAAACCGUGUUAUUUCAAGUAAAAGAAAAGAAUUUCGUCCGCGAUAUACUUCGAUCUCCGUGCCGCAGCCAUUAUCGAGGCCAUCGAUUACGCCAAUACUUAGCAAUAGAGAGGACUAGGUAUGGGCAGUUCUCUUUCUAGUUCUUUUUGCCAUGGAAUACCGCAUUAUAUGUGACGACAGGCAUAGUACAAAUAUCGUUUAUAAUCCAGUAUAUUACAUCCAAUCCAAUACAUUACAUCGCAUUAUAAAAAAAGCGUUGCGAAAAGAGCGAACUGAACCUAUAUUAUAAAGCGCAUUUUCAUGUUUAGAUGUUUAAAAACUUCUUUCUUAAACUGAUGUGAGUGAUUCACAAGAAAACACAAAGAAGUGUCUCCCUCCGAUUUUGAUGAGUUUUAAUUUGUGUGGUCCAGACUAAAGUAAGAGACGUGUGUUUUUUUAUACAUGAUUAUACUCGCUUUUAAAAAUGGAACACUCACAAAAAUCGAUCGGUUUCUUUCGAAGCGAAUAUUGCCGAAAUUAUUAAAAAAUUUUUUUACCAUUAUAAAAUACUGCAGAUCAUUCACACAACUUUUAUAAAAAAAUUUUUUUCAUAUCUUUUAUAGAGUCGAAUUUCAUCAAAGUGUUUUAUUCCCUAAAAAGGGCAUAUGAUCACAUAUAAAAAAUAUGUUUCUUAUUUUGGUCUAGACUAUAACGUAUUAAAAGCUCAU